Messenger RNA from Drosophila subpulchrella, 3055 nucleotides. Its product is annotated as mediator of RNA polymerase II transcription subunit 15. The coding region runs from base 474 to 2882 and encodes 802 amino acids. The record is from RefSeq and is a predicted model, not a curated record. The transcript is spliced from 11 exons. Lineage: Eukaryota; Metazoa; Arthropoda; Insecta; Diptera; Drosophilidae.
AACAUCCAUUCGCUGAGCGGCUUUCGCUGUUGAAUGAGCUGUUUUGCUGUUUUCGUGGAACGACGGCCGCCGCGUAUCUUUCAGAUACAAAAAUUUAAUCGAAUCGAACCGAAUUGCAGCUGCCGUUGCGCGCGUGUUGUCGAUGGAAAUUGUGGAAUUAUAACAAUUAUUUCUCGUGUGGAAGUGUGAAAGUGAAAUAGUCGCCCCAAGAGCGACGCAAUUAGAUGAAAAUAUCUUUUACUCACGCUCUGUAUCCGCCUUGUAACUUUGUAUCUUUUGUGCGAGCCCGCUUCAACAAGUAAACCAAUAUUUUAAAAAUCACUCGAGUGGAAGGCUGCGCGUCCUUGGGCUGCACCCAAUUUUAAACACCUGUUUUAGAACCGAGAUAUAGAUAUUCGAUUGCGAUUUGAUCCACCGAAAGAGACAGCCGCAACCAGUUAGAACGAGACAGGGGAAGCGAGCUGGGGAAAGAGAUGAAUAAUUUCACAACCACAACAGCAGCCGCACCACCAAAGGAAGCGCUGCCCCGAUCAGGACAUGUUAAUGAGGCUGCAUUACAUCUUCAAUGGAAUUCCUUUGUUCGAGCCCGGUUUUGUCCCCAAUUCGAAAGACUGCAUCUCGAAGGUGACUCAUCGGUUUACCGAGACAUCAAGUGGAGCAAACAGAUUUUUACGAUCUUGCAGGGCUUCUCUAGAGAUUUUACCGUGUGCAAGGAGUGGCUCGUGCGUGAGGAUGGCGCUUUGGCCUACAAACUCCAGUCCCAAGAGAUUAAUGACUUCUACAAGGGAAAUCGGUACAGAAACGCAGUGGUACGCGAGGAUUUCCCCACUGCCCUGCACGAACAGAUCAAGGAAAAGGAACAAGCCCAGCGAAGGGUGGAUGCCUACAGAAGACGUCUAACUGAACAGGAGGAGCAUGACAAGCGAGUGGCCAAAGAAAUUGCUGACAAACUGGAGCGUGACCUGCAGGAGCAGCAGCAAAAGGAGCUGCAACAGAGCGAGCUAAUAGCCAAGCAAAUGCAGGAAAUCUAUGUUAAUUUGCCGCCUGUGCCGCCGCCAGCAACACGAGACAAGAGCCGUCCCCCGCCCCGUCCCGCCAAAGCAAGUAUACACCUGCAACAGCAGCAGCAGCAACAUCAGCCAGAGGCUAGCACCUCACAGCAGGCUAGAUAUCACAGUCAGCAACACCAGCAACACCAGCAGCAGCAGCAACCGUUGCAACUGCAGCAGCAACACUUUUCACAAACAGACAACUAUGUAGGAUUAUCGCUUAUACCAAAUAUUGUAGAUUUGCCAGCGGCAGCAGCAGCAACAUGCACAACUCCCACUAGAAAUGUACAGGCACACAAUCAGCUGUUGGUGAGUGAUGUCUUAUCAUCGCAACACCAGCAGCAGCAACAGCAACAUCACUCACGUUUUCAUCAUGCACAACAGCAGCAGCAGCAGCAGCAGCAGCAGCAACAACAGCAGCAACAUCAAUCAUCAUCGCCGGCACGUCGUCCACCAACAAAUCCGAACACAUCUGCAACAACUAACAUGCCCAGCACUCCAUCCAUAACUCAGCACCCACCCACACACACCGCACACUCAGCUGGCAUCGAUGAGCUGGUGGACUAUGCCGAUGUUGCUGACAGCAUACGCGACUACAAUAUCGCUGCCACAAGCUGCACGGCAGCAACAUCGGGCAGUGUUGUCGAUGCAGCUGCAACAUCACUCCAGAAACAACGCUCCCCGUCACACGAAAAUCUCCUAAGAACCGAACUGAAAUUUCAGAAAUUGUCACCAGAGAAAUACGAUCAACUGGUGGGCAAUUUCGGCUUGGGAAAUGGAACUGGAUCGGGAUCGGUAUCUGGAUCUGGAUCGGCCAAGGCAGCUGAAAGACACAUGCAGCAACACGCCGAUGACAUCGAACUCUAUGUGGAUCCCUGCGAUUAUGCGAGCCUGCGCGAGAUCGGACUGCCAAUGGAGGAGAUCCAGGAGAUGAGCAAGAAGCUCAAGCAGGAGCAGAAGGAUGAGUUGCUGGCUCGCCGACUGCAGGCCAUUGAGUCCAAAGAAUGUGUGGGCCAGGAGCACAGGGAUCGUCUGCUGGCCAUCGAGGCUCAGGACAAGGAGCUGGCCAAAAUGCUGCAGGACAGGAUGAAUUCAAGAAAUUCGUUCUGCUAUAAAUACAACUAUUUAGGAAUAAGAAAGGAGAAGGCCAAAGCCAAGCGGGCCAAGGAGAAAGCUCGUCUGCGAAAAACUCAGCAGAAGGAAGCCGCAGAGGCUGCCAAUGGAAACGGUAGUCUGCUCUGUGGCACCAAUUCCCAUUGUGGUCCUAUGCUGCCGCUGCCACCGGACUGCCUUUCCAGCACUGCCAAUCAUUCACAGGCCGACAUCGAUGUGGAGGCCUACUCCAAUCCCAUAGAUGUGCUCAACAAUAGUCGUGAACAGCGACCACACAAUGGACCUUUGACCAAUGGCAGCCUGACCAGAGAUGGGGGCUCGGGCUCCAAUCACAGCUCGAUGCAGAGGCAGCAAAGGAACAUGGCACCCAUUAGGGGAGAAGACGAUAUAUACACUCUGCCCGUGGACAGUUGUAGGCCAGGACCAAGGCCUGUUUCACUGCACAUGGCAGCGGAGGCGGUGCAACAACUUCAGAACCACAAUUCCAUGACAAGAUCCGAGCAUUAUGGAUCCGAGGCCGGUUCGCAUGACAGUUCCCAUCUGAGCGGCCAAGACAUAUCGCCCCACAUGAAAUACUCCAAGUCCGGCAAUUUCGGUAUAUAUAUCAAAGUGCCAGUCCCACGCCGCCUUACAUGCCAAUUCAGGGUACUCGACGAUCAAAUUCAAGUGAAGAUCGUAAAAAGAAGUCCAAGGACAAGUGCACGCAUCAGUGAACCAUAAUCCCCCAUUCAAUACAACACUUAUAUACACAUAUGUUUUGUACUCUCUUGACAAUGCAAUUGUUCAGAUCAAAAUCAUAACUUUUAUCGAUUUAUUCAAAUCUUUCUCACAGUGUAUCCUUAGAUCUUAGUGGUAGUUUAUAGUUUAAAUACAUCAAAAUCAUGUACAUUUUA